Messenger RNA from Pezoporus occidentalis (night parrot), 4778 nucleotides. RefSeq names its product synaptosome associated protein 29 (gene SNAP29). Bases 12 to 776 code for a protein of 254 amino acids. The transcript has 5 exons. Gene Ontology annotation, cellular component: plasma membrane; SNARE complex. Gene Ontology annotation, molecular function: SNAP receptor activity; syntaxin binding. NCBI's taxonomy places the organism in Eukaryota, Metazoa, Chordata, Aves, Psittaciformes, Psittacidae. Gene Ontology annotation, biological process: exocytosis; synaptic vesicle priming; synaptic vesicle fusion to presynaptic active zone membrane. The record is from RefSeq and is a predicted model, not a curated record.
UCCCCAGCAGCAUGUCGGGCCUCCCGAGGAGCUAUAACCCCUUCGCCGAGGACGAAGAGGCUGAGGCGGUGUCGCCGUGGUCGGCGAGCGGCGGCGGGGAGGCGGACGGCGCCUCGCGGCAGCGGUACCUGCAGCAGGAGGUGCUGCGUCGCUCCGCCGCUACCGCCGACAGCACCACCCGCUCCCUCUCGCUGCUGUACGAGUCCGAGCGCAUCGGCGUGGCCGCCUCUGAGGAGCUUGUACGACAAGGAGAGGCACUGAAGCGCACCGAGCAGAUGGUAGAUAAAAUGGACCAGGACUUGAAGACUAGUCAAAGGCACAUAAAUAGCAUUAAGAGUGUUUGGGGGGGCUUGGUGAACUACUUCAAAGCCAAACCUCCAGAGAACAAGCCAGAGCAGAAUGGAACGUCUGACUAUUAUGCUAACAGUAGGUUAAAAGAAGCCAUGAUGUCUAGUAAAGAGCAAGAGUCAAAAUACCAGGAAAGUCAUCCAAAUUUAAGGAAGCUAGAUAUAGACAAUGAUUUCAGCAAAACAGAUUCAGUUUCUUCAGGGCCAAGGGAUUCCUAUCCGAAGAACCAACACCUGCGUGCUUACCACCAGAAAAUUGAUAACAACUUAGAUGAGAUGUCUUCUGGGUUGAGUCGUCUGAAAAACCUAGCUCUUGGGCUGCAGACAGAAAUAGAUGAGCAAGAUGAUAUGCUGGAUCGGCUAACAAAAAAAGUAGAAACACUGGAUGUCAAUAUUAAAAGCACUGAUAAGAAAGUCCGACAACUUUAAAGCAUUUUUAGAUUUUUUUUUUUUCUUGUCCAGCAUCAGUUUUUGGAUGUCUCAUCUCAACCCAUCGCUUACAAAAUCUUGGACAGUAUCUGCUUCUCUUUGUUUCUUUUAUUGAUUUUGUUGUCAUUAAAAUUGCAUAAUCUUAAAUGCAGCUUAAUACCUUAACUUUCUUCUUCAUGGGAAGUGCAUGUUGAGUAAAAUCAGCAGUUGGGUCAAUGCUUUUGUGCUGGGUACCCCGUGCAAUUGUGUAACUGUGCGUCAUGUGCGUGGAGGAAUUUGCAACCUACAAAGCUUCAGUGUCCUUGGCCUGGGAGCCGUGAUGAGCAAAGUAACUGCAUUUUGCUUCUGUUUUGAGGAGGGGAUGGGGGAACAGAAUGUGCUUCUUCGUUCAGAGCAAAUGUUGCUGAUUCUGUUUACCUGCAGCUAUGUGAAGUUCUAACAAAAUGCCGAUUUCCAGCUGUAAAGAUAAUUUGAAGUAACUGCUCUCUGGCUUUCUGGGGCUUAAGGAAUGAACUGUUCUGUGGAAGUUGUAAAAUACCAAGGGUGUCAUGCAGUGAUAAUAUCCUGUGUGUGUGUUCGCUUUCCUGAGAUGACUUUUACCAAAUGGUGGCUCCACAAACUACGGUUUUAUAUUUGGGUCACUAAAUGCCAUCACCUUUACAGUGCUUUCAGUAAGUUCUCUAAAGGUAACUUAUGGUCUGCAAGAAAUGCUGACAGUGACUCCAAGUGUGAGUAACAAAAUCAGAACUUAAAUGUUCUGUGUAUGUGCUCUUAAAAAUUCUUUUGUAGAAAUUGUCACCAUUUGCAUUUUUAUUUCCUGCUCUUUCUCAGUUUAUUCAGUUAGGUGGGUAUUUGAAAAAUAGCUUCCAUUUGAGAAAUGGAGAGUUGGGCUGAUACUGCACAUACAGAUCAUAGGAGAUUGUUAUUUGAGUUCACGUUUAUUACAAAUGUGAUUAGGGAUUGAGCAGAUGUUGCAUUUUCCUAAGUAAUGUGACUGGUUUUAAGGAACUCGGGUAUGGUUCCCAUACUUCCUUGUUAGCUUAGCAGGUAUGAAAAGUUCCUGAAAAUGAAGAACUCAAACAUUUUGAGUCUUCCAGAUAGAAGUUUGGCCUUGCACUUUGUUUUAUUCUUGUAUUAACUAUCACUGUAGAACAAAAUAAUUACAAUUCCAUCCCAGCCUGAAGACAUGACAAUGAGAACUUGCUGUCUGGAAAACAAGGAAGUUAUUUUGGUUUGGAGAGGCCAAGAGACCUGUAUCAGUAUUGCAGCACUUGCUAUCAAGUGACAGAUUGUGGCUAAGGAGAGAUAGUUACUUUUAUUGAGUUGGUGCCAUGUUAUCUUGUGAAUUAAAGGAAGACCUUGGUGUUCAGGGCUAUCAAGCUUGUAACCUUCAUGAACACCACAUUCACACCCUCCCCUUUCCUCCUCCGCCCCCAAGGAAUUUGUUACCUUGAGCUCACUUGCUACAGAGUGAACCCAAUAGUUGAGAUGAAAGAAAACUUGAGCCUUUCUUGUUUUCCUGUGUCUCUUGAGACUUCACUUGUAAAUCACUAAAAAUGCUACACUUCUUGGACAUAGUUUCUUACUAAAGAAACUAUUUCUGGGAUUUCUACCAAAGAAGAGUUGUGAAUUAAAGUGAGCCCCUGCUUCCCCUUAUGGUACUGAUGUCAUUCAUUUAGGUCUCUAAAAAAAUGUUUUGCAGGGACAUAAAACUUCAGCUUUUGAGUACCUUGUGAGCUUACUGAAUACCUUUAAUUGAUUUUAAUUUUUCACUGUCAUUUAUGCUCAUUUGGAACCAUAGGAAACCUUAUUAAUAUGAGUGUAUCCUCUAACUUUUUUGGGUGUAUACCAUGACUAAUUCUCUUUUACUCUGUUAAAGUAUUUAUGAAUUCUGUGAUUGGUGUUGAUGGCUGAUACUUUUUUUACUACUUUUUUUUUUUUAGCAAAUGAUACAAUCAUUACUUUCCAAAAUACCUCUGUGAAAGAAUAUUGAAAUUUGGAUUAUACCUGGUUUAGUUUAGUUGACUUUCUCCUUUUAUUAAAAGGGUGAAGAGGCUUGUAUUUUUAAUGCUGAGUAACAAAAACACUUGCAUCUUGGAAAGGAUGUCUAAAUUCUUUCCAUAAGAGAGAAUAUAAAAAGUUGCCUAAAAAUGUAUAACACCUUGUAGUGUGAAAUCUGCUGUCACCUGUAUGGAACUACUGUUUUCCAAAGUAAGACUUUACUAACUAGGAUGUAUGCUGAGACUUCUGAUUGCAUUAUGGUUAAUGGAGGAGAAGUAUAGCUGGAGGAUCUAGUUAUGCAUAAUAAGAAAUACAGAGCUUGAAUCCAAGCAGGUUUGUUUUUAUGUAAGAGUGAAGUGUGCUGCCUUUCUGGUGUAAGCUCUUCCAUUCCUUUAGUCUAAAUUAUUUCACAAAGCAAAGUUGAUUUUUUUGGUGAACUCUUGUAUUAGCCUUGUGAAAUGUUUACUGCAUCCUGGAUACCUUUGAUGCCUUUAAAAACAUAGGCAGGGAAGGGAAAAUAAAAAAAGCCCUAUUUCUGCUUUGAGAACCUCAUCAUCCAAGCAGAACAUCAGGAUUUCAGCCAUGUGGAAGUUAUACAGAUGUCUAACUUCUUGUCUCUUCCAGCAGUCCCAUUCACUGUAUCGGUUGUAUAUGUCUCUGCUGAGGCUUUCCUGCCCUAUUUGUUGUUUUUUUUUUUUUUAAUGGCCUUGUUUUAAAGGAUUAUUUCCCAUAUUGGAUUUCUUUCAGGGGGAGGGCGGGGGGGAAUGCUGUAGAUUGUGCAUGGAUAUAACUUAAUUUCUGCUACAAAGUGAAUUUCUUUUCUCUGCUUUCAUGCAGAUGCUCUAUGCUGAUAAAGCAGUUAAGUCUAAUUGACAUAGAGAUACCACUGUCUUAGACUAGCGAUUAAGUUUUUUGCUUGUUAGAAUAACUUUCCAUCAUGCACAAAGGGGAAGUUUAAACUAAAAACACCACCUGAUUUUUGCCUUUCUAGGAAACGUCAUUUUGUACCUGUUAGGAAGAACUUAGGUCAGUAGCUUUUCUUAUUAGAAAAGUUUUCUUACUAGUAACACUAGAUAGUCUUAUUUCUUCUUGGAUACUGCUGAGAAACUUAUCUUGUGUAGGGUCUAGGACUUUCAGUGGAACUACAAUUUGCACUCAAGUACUAACCUGAUAAGUAAUUUUGCCUGAAUAGUCGCAUUGGGCAUAGAAAUUGGUGCCCUUGCAUUAAAAUAGCUGUGGUUAAUUCAUUCUUAUUUGCUUGAGUAGAAGUUUAAUAUUAAGGUCAGAAGAAGUCAGUAGGAAAAAAAAUACAGCCUUUAUAAAAGGCAGUUUUCUUGCUUCAAGUGGCUUGCUAAUAGAUUUUGAAGAGGUUUUAAACACCGGGAAGUAGCAUACCCUUCAUAACAUAGAUAUAAGACACUAGAAACAGCAAACAAAAAAGGGGGAAUAGCCAGUAUCUGACUCUUAGCUGUAUCUGAUUUUUAAGUUUCCUGAGGAUUGAGUUAAAUAUUGUAACAACUGAUGUGUGGCUGAAUUUGUACUACAAAGGUCUGUUGCUGUGCUGAACUCUACUGGCCUACUGAAAUCACUGGGACACUAUGAAUCAGGUUGGGUUUUUCCAAUGUGUGAAAUUCAUCUGAAAUAUUUUGCUGCCUUGUAGUUUUGUGAUGUCAUUUGUUAAAUGGUGAAAUAGGAAACACUUGCCAACCACUCUGCCUUCUGAACAAAAGAAGUUUUGUAGGCAUUUUUACAAGCAUACCAGGGUAUGUGUUAAUUUUUACUUUGAAACGUAGGGGCUUAUCUUCAAAAUCACAGGUAGCGAUUAUUUGUGUCUGGCUUUUUUAAAUACUACUUUAAUUCUGUGCCACCCAGGUAUAACACUUUAUACAUGUCAAUUUAAAGUAUCUGUUAUUUAAAUGCUUAACUGGGCUGUAGUUCAGCAAUUUAGGAAAUGGAUUAAGUGUUGAAUGUUAGACUGUCAAUAAAGGUGCUUAUUGUUAA